Messenger RNA from Clonostachys rhizophaga, 4395 nucleotides. Lineage: Eukaryota; Fungi; Ascomycota; Sordariomycetes; Hypocreales; Bionectriaceae. The record is from the annotation of a GenBank genome assembly.
AUGGAAAGAGGGUGGCAGGAUUUCGAAGACAGCCUGGCUACAGGUAGCAAGGAUUAUGCUCCGGUGUCGUUUUACGGACCAGUGAUCUAUACACCGGAUCUCAGAGCCGGCGAUAACAACCAACUCAUUUUCACGAUCGGGCAAAAGGCCCCCACUGAACAAGAAGAUUCGGUUGAGACCAAACAAAUGCAGCUUCGUGAUCACUUAGCUGCACAUGACCCAACGUUCCAGGCCCAGCAAUUGCAUGGUUCGGUGGAAAAUGCCUAUGGUUGGAUUUCCCAAGAGCAAUCUUUCACACGCUGGAUCAGCAACGAUGGCCCAUCAACAUUGUGGAUAAACGGCCCUCCUGGGAUCGGAAAAUCAACCAUGCUUCGCGGAAUACUCAAAGAAUCUUCGCCCUCUAACCCCCCCGAGGCUGGUAGCGACUUCAAUUUUCGCGACUUUAAUCUGGCGUACUUCUUUUGUGAUGAAAACGAUUCCAGCCGCAGAACCACCGACGCCAUCCUGAGGGCAUUUUUGUUUCUUCUCAUGGACCUGGAUAUCCCACAGAGCCUGGAAAUUAAAGCAAUGCUCAUGGAUCUCAAACCUCCCCCUGAUCCGGCGUUCAUUACAGCUCUUUUCUGGGCCUGUCUGGAACCAAUCCGAAAUUCAACGAAGAAGGUACUUCUCAUCGUAGAUGCGGUUGACGAGUGUACUGAUUCAAACACGCAUCUGCUUGACUUGAUCUCCAAGACCAUGGCAAUGUCGGACUUUGCUCACCUUCGUUGGCUAAUUUCAAGCCGCGAGUCGAGUGAGAUCAAGCGUAGAAUCAACCCGGAGAAUCAUUUGUACGAGUUGAAAUUGCGAAUGAACAGAGACAAGCUUAGGCCUGCCCUGGCUCAGUACAUCGGGAACAGGGUCAGAUCGCUGAAUUUACCCCACGACGACCACCGAAAAGUCGUCUUGUGUCUGAGGAAACGUGCGCAAGGAAUGUUUUUGUGGGCGAGGCUGGACUGCGACAGAAUUGAGGCACUUCCUCAACGUCGGAUAUUGAAGGAGAUGAAUGACCGCAAUCUCGGUCUCGACAAUCUCUAUGAAAAAGCUGUCGCCAGGGCUAGGAACCAUAUCACAAAGAAGGUGGGGUAUUUCGCCACCACUGCCCAGACUAGAAGUCUUGAUCGCAUGUUGGACCUCGCAGCCAUCGCCUACCGCAACCUGAGCUUGAAUACAGUGAAAGCUAUCUGGGGCUGGGAAAGCGGAAACGAUGACUUAGCAUAUAUGGAGGAUUUGGUCAACAAUAGUGGUCUGUUGGUGAUGAAGGAUGAGAUGAUCACAUUCGUGCACUUGUCAGCCAAACAAUAUCUUCAAAUGAAACAUGGCGUGCAAGCCGCGAUGUUACAUCACUAUCUGGCAUUACGCUUGCUUGAAAUCACGAAGUCGAAACUCCGGCCAGACAUUUUGAAACUGGUUCGAAAAAAUGUAUUGGUUCUGGGCCAUGGUCCGGCAGACAUUAAAGAAUCCGCCGACACUGAACAAUGGGAACAAUUGCAGGACACUUUAGAAUAUGCUUGCAUUGAGUGGAUGCAUCAUCUUGAACGUGCAUAUUUUCUGAACAAUACUCUAAUGGAUGACCCGAAGACCGUGGAGGAGGUCUCUGGUUUCCUCACCGAGGCACUCUGCCCUUGGUUGGAGGCUGUCAGCCUCUUUGAAGGCUACUCAGCGAUCAUGAUCCGCAUUCGCUGCUUUGAAGAUCUCCUUGCGAACUUGAGGCUCCGACCUGGAGGUUCUCUUCAGCAAAAGGAAAAGCGAGAGGAUUUAUAUCGACUCGUUCGUGAAGCGCGGCAAUUUGUUUGCUUCAACUGGGCGUCUAUAUCGGAUGCCCCGUUACAAGCAACUUCCUCGGCGGCCACUUUCAUACCCAAAAAGAGCCACUUUUGGAAACGCUCACACUCCUUGCGAAACCCUCCGCCUCCUUUACGAGUCCGCAGAUUAUGGGGCGAAGCCGACGAUUGGGACGCGUGUGUGCUGUCGAUUGUAACGGAACCAAGGUAUAGUCCCGAAGAAGUGAGCUUCACGCGGAAAGGAGACAACAUCAUUUUGACAAAAAGGCAUGUGGUUGUAAUCGAAGUGAAACAAGUGGAUCAGAAAGGAGCACAAUUCCCUCCGCAUCACAGGAACUAUUACAUACAUAAGACCGCAAAAUCUGAACUGACGAUCCUAAAGAAGGAUGAAACAGGUCAGAUGAAAAAGGCGUACGAGUACCAGGAUGACCAUGUUGAAUCAGCUUGCAUCUCAGACAAUGGAAAACUUGUUUGUUCUCUCCGCAAGGACGGGAGUGCCAGAGUCGAGAAACUUGAUCAGCGAGAUGGCACCAAGAGGCUUGUCGAAAAGUUUCAUUCCGUCGAUGCUGUCGUGACAUGCGCCCUCUUCGCACCCCGCAAAAAUAUCUUGGUUAUGGGCACAGAAGGCCGCAAAGUUCUAGUCCAAAAGAUUACUAGAAGCAGGUCAAAGCAGCACCCUCCCGCUAUUGAACUUGUGGGCCAUUCCGGCAAGAUAUCCUGCUUGGCGAUGUCCUUGGAUGGUAAGCGUCUUGCAUCUGGCUCACACGACUGCACUGUCCGUCUAUGGGACAUGGAAAUGAACGAGCCGAUAUGUCUUGCUAUUUAUCAUGGACACUUCAGCAAGAUUCAAUCAAUCAGCUUCUCGCCGGACAAUCGACAUCUUGUCUCAGCCGGGCUCAAAGAUAUUAGAAUAUGGGAGAUGAAGGAUUGGAAAGCCCUUGGUUGUCCCCCGAUUCUUGACAAUUCGCUCGAAUCAGAGCCUAAGAAAAUGUUUUUCUCCCCUAAUGGAAAUGAAUUGGCCAUACUUUCAAAAUAUGGAGAUCUAAAAGUGUUCAACGCUGCAACCGGCGAGCAGACACUCGAGGAAAGAUGCUUGACGGAUCCGAGCCCGGCAUAUUCUCCGAAUGGAAGGUUUCUUAUAUUUCUCAUGGAGAACAAGUACGUGAUACGGGAUACCGCCAGAAACGGGGGCUGGUACGAGAACAUUGCUGAAUCCAAGCCCUCCACCUUCAUCUGGUCACCAAAAAGGAACCAUCUAGCGAUACUUCUGAACAACGGAGCUGUCGAUGUUCUUAACAUCGAGAAUUGGAAGGGCGUGAUCACACUCCGGUCAGAAGAACCGAAAGAAGCAAUAACGGAUGCUAUUUUUUCCCCUUGUGGUGGCCAUCUUGCUACUCAAUGUGAGCAAAAAGGUUGCAUCGUUUGGAUGUUAAAUUAUGAAGGAGACUGGGUCGAAACCCACCGGCUAAACUACGAAGAAGAAGAAGAAGAAGUGGCCAGCGAGGUGAGCUACAGACUAGUACAGUUCUCAGAGAACAUUCAUCAUCUAGUGGUGGUGCAAACGGAAUCUCGAAUUGAAGCAAUGCGCAUCUUCAGAUUAUAUCCGCAGAGAGAACAACUCAUUGGAAGUGAGUUUGAUGAUUAUCUUGGCAUGAUUGAGUGCGUGGCUAUUUCUUCCGAUGAUAAAUUUAUUGCCUACGCCGAUUCCACCAGAGUGCUUCAUAUAGACAAAAUCUCGGCUCAGAGUGCCACAGAACAGGAUGGCCUAGGAGCAAAUCCGGUACCCCAAGACCACAUAAGAAUGCCACCCGACCGUCACACAAUGGCAUCCGAUGAUGACACAUCAAUGGCAUCCGAUGAUGACACAUCAAUGGCAUGCGACGAUUAUUCAACAAUGACAUCCGACAAUAAAAUAGCAAUGAUAUCCGACGAUCACAUCACAAGCCUCAGAUUCAUUGGAAGCUCUUCCGACCACGCAUCAGUCUUGAAAGUGGGAGCAGCGAAACUUGAUCUGAGAAAAUUGCGUGCUCGCUACCAAACAAAUGGCCACCUUAAAGACAAUUCUAUUCAUCUUGAUCGGAUAGGAUUGUCCGAGAAUAGCUAUGACCACUGCAUUUAUUGCGAUUCCAGUCCGGUGGUUCAAAUUCCGCCAGCAAUCGCUUGCAGGCCACGAGCAUCCAUUAUCUUGAAGCGUGGGUUGAAGAUCGCUAUCCAAAAUGCUUAUGGAAAAGCUUCAGUGUAUGUGAUUCGCGGGUUACCGACAAAUAAACUUCCCAAACAGACCCACCGCUUUGAGCCUCAUUUCCCUGAAGACAAGGACGAUUACGAUGAUGAAAUGUCUUCUAGAUCUGAUGAAGAGUGUGAGGUUGAUGAUGAUAAAAGCCUCAAGACCUUUGACGAAGAUGACUUGAAUUCUUUUGACGAUGGCGAUUCCGAGUGUUUCGACGCUUCAGAGUCUUCUGAUUCAGAAGCUUGGGAGCCGGAACCUCGUAAGUUGAAACCGUCAGAUUCUCGUGAGCCGAAACUAACGAGUUCACACACUCUUGAGUUGAGCGAUCUCGACUUGACAAUGUGA